AUGGCGUCCCCGAAUGUCAUCAGCGCAGAGGUGGCACCGAAGUUUUACGAUAGUAUUAGUGAGAAAUAUGAUAAGUAUUAUUCUCAAGAUCAGGGGUUGUUAGAUUUUAUCAGAGAGAGUUUGGAAUUGCUGCCUUCGGAUGCUGCGGUCCUAGAUGUCGGUUCUGGCACCGGCAUUCCCACCUCUCUCGCCGUUGUAAAAUCCGGCCGCAAACUCCACGGCAUCGAUAUCUCCCCCAACAUGAUCUCUCUCUCCCGCAAAAAUGUUCCCGGGGGAACAUUCGAACUAGUCAGCAUGUUAGAGUAUACCCCGAAAGAGGGAGAGAAAUUCGAUGGCAUGUUUAUCAUUCUCUCCAUGUUUCAUUUCUCGCGCGAGGAAAUGGGAAAUGCGAUUGCGAAGUGGAGGAAUUGGGUGAAGGGGAACGGAGAGGGAUAUAUUUUUAUUGGGACGAUUGCCGCGGAGGAUGCGGUGAGGAUUGAAGAGAGGAUGUUUUCGGAUGAUAAGCGCUAUGCGGAAAAUAUCCCAGGAAAAUUCAUGGGGGAGAUUAAUACGAAUUUUCUGUAUACACAACUUGGAUGGGAAGAUGUGUUGGCGGAGAAUGGAUUUGAGAUUGUGAAGGAGGGGAAGGCGGUUUUUGAACCGGUGGAAGAGGCAGAGUGUGAUAAGGAAGUGCAUCUUUUUAUUACGGCGAGGAAGGUGUAG
Molecule: messenger RNA, 702 nt
Organism: Botrytis porri
Lineage: Eukaryota; Fungi; Ascomycota; Leotiomycetes; Helotiales; Sclerotiniaceae
Exons: 3
Coding region: 1-702 (233 amino acids)
Source: RefSeq, a predicted model, not a curated record